Molecule: messenger RNA, 1434 nt
Organism: Malania oleifera
Lineage: Eukaryota; Viridiplantae; Streptophyta; Magnoliopsida; Santalales; Ximeniaceae
Product: immune-associated nucleotide-binding protein 9-like
Exons: 6
Coding region: 233-1255 (340 amino acids)
Molecular function (GO): GTP binding
Source: RefSeq, a predicted model, not a curated record
GUUAAGAGAAGUUAAUUUAUACAAGUUACGUACUACUUUUUAGGUAGCUUAGUCUGGAGUAUUAUUAACGAUCUAAUACUCGAAUCCUUAUCUCUCUCUCGACCCGUCGACUUUGAUUGGAGGGUCCAAGUUCCUCCAACACUGCUCGUCUUUUCAUCUGCUCGUUCUCUCACAGCCAAUUUCUAUUCUUUUCAUCUUCUUUUGCGUGUUAACAGGCAGAAGAUUGCGCAGGAUGGGUGGAAGUGCGAUAGAUGAUGAUUGGGAGCUGGCUUCCCCGUCCAAUGGGGUUCGGACUGUGGUUUUGGUUGGGCGGACUGGAAAUGGCAAAAGUGCGACUGGCAAUAGUAUACUCGGAAGAAAGGCCUUCAAGUCCAGGGCCAGCUCAUCUGGCGUUACUAAUACUUGUGAAUUACAGACAGCUGUGCUGAGGGAUGGCCAAGUGGUGAAUGUCAUUGAUACUCCAGGAUUGUUUGAUUCUUCUGUGGAAUCUGAGUUUGUUGGCAAAGAAAUAGUCAGAUGUAUCAACUUGGCGAAGGAUGGAAUCCAUGCAGUCCUAGUGGUUUUCUCUGUUAGAACACGCUUUUCAAAAGAAGAAGAAGCUGCACUUCGUAGCUUGCAGAUGUUGUUUGGGAAUAAAAUUGUUAACUACAUGAUUGUUGUUUUUACUGGUGGGGAUGAACUUGAAGAAAAUGAUGAAACAUUGGAAGAUUAUUUGGGUCGAGAGUGUCCUGACUCUCUAAAGGAAAUUCUACGCCUGUGUGAAAAUCGACGGAUACUCUUUGAUAACAAAACCAAGGAUGAACUUAAGAAUGCUGACCAAGUGCUGCAGCUUUCCUCCCUUGUUAACAGGGUCCUCACACAGAAUGGUGGACAACCAUACACCGAUGAGUUUUUUGCUGAAGUGAAAAAAGGGGCUAUGAGGUUGCGUGAUCAGACAGAAGAGGUUGAUUCCUUGAAGGGGUACUCUAAACGAGAAAUUUCUGAAUUAAAGGAGCAGAUGCAAAUUGCAUAUGAAGGGCAACUCAAACGAAUAACUGAGAUGGUUGAAUUGAAGCUGAGGGAGACAACUUGGCGACUGGAGCAGCAAUUGGCUGAAGAGCAAGCUGCGCGGUUAGAGGCUGAAAAGAUUGCCCAAGCAGCUCAAAUGAGAUCAGAGAAUGAAAUUCGCAAGCUUAGAGAAAAUUUGGAGAAAGCACAGAGGGAGACCGAGGAGCUCCGUAAGCAAGCUGAAAGUGGCCGGUGUGCCAUUUUGUGAUGAAAAUUGCACACACCAACAAUAUAGAACUUUAAUUUUCUGGCUCUGUCGAUUGCUGUUAUUGCAAUACAAUUGUUACUUACUAUCAUGAUUAUAACUCCGCGUGUAAAUAUCGAUGUUGCUGAGGCGUUUAACUUUAAAGAGCUAUGGAGACCUGCACUUUCCUAUUUACCUUUCAA